AUGGACAGCUUUCAGUUCGAACGGUCGUCCGAUAUAUCCAAUAUGACCACGAUAAAGACAAAUGUCUUUGUGUUUGUGGAUACCAAUUGGCCGUACAAUUGGAUAGUCGACUAUGUGGCUUACGUUUUGCAGAACCUCAACAUACAUCCUUAUGCAAGCACUGUAACACUUUUUGCCGCCUCAGAUGCUUCAGUUAUAGUGAAUACAACCGACUAUAUAGUAGACGUGUACCAGCAAUGGAAUUUUACCACGCACUAUUGGCAUCCACCUGGCUUUAAUCUUCCCCUUAUACUGAACACACUAAGCACUCGGGUAGAGGACUUGCUGGCUGUAGAACGAGACACUGAUUAUCUGGGCGGACGAUCAUUGGUCGCACUGCUUGUGCCUAGUCCGACAUCAUUUGUGGAUGAGAACGACUACGACUACUGUGUGCACUAUAUGAAGCGUCUGCGUUAUAGCUUGCCACAUGUGGAGUUCAUCUAUUAUGGAGGAGGUGCUUUGGUCAGGUUUCACGACUUUGUGCGUCAGCCCAAGAGAGAUUUGCUUCUGCUGAACAUUAAUAAGCCGCCGGAGGAAUGUGGAACGCCAGUCAUUCAGCGUAUUCGACAGGUUCCACGUCGCAUCUGGAAUCCGCGAUGCUCUUCGAAUGGAGCCAUUAGCCAGUAUGGCCUUAACUCUUUGGAGCAAUACGGACGUUUGAAUACCAUCAAUUUUUACCGUCUGGAUGCUCUCUACAUGCCCAACAGGCAGAGCAUGCGAUAUCUUAAGAUCGCACCCAUUAGUAAAAUUACUUUCACCGUCUGUUUCUCGCGCAGCAUUGAGUUGCCCUUCCGCAAUGCAAGCCAUCCGCUGCGCCAGGACGAGAGCUGUGAGAGCACGGCAUUGGGUCCAUUUAGCUACGACUUGACGGACGCCUGUGUGGGCUACGACUAUGAACCUUGUCCGCCGCUGUUCUUCUCAGUGCAGGCGCAGGGCUUUGGAGAUAUUUCGUGUAACCAAGCCGCGUGUCAAACACCGGAUGAAGCGCAAUACGUUAUCAGUCUGAAUAAUCUCGGCUGCAAUGGUGCUUUGUCUAUGCAGUUGACAGCAGGUCUACUAUUGACUGCUCUCUGUAGUAUUUUAAUAUUCUAG
Molecule: messenger RNA, 1131 nt
Organism: Drosophila hydei
Lineage: Eukaryota; Metazoa; Arthropoda; Insecta; Diptera; Drosophilidae
Exons: 4
Coding region: 1-1131 (376 amino acids)
Source: RefSeq, a predicted model, not a curated record